AAUUUUUUUUAAAAAGAAUCAUAACCUAAUUUAUUUGAAAACAUGUCAAGAUUUAGUGGAGCUUUACAAUUAACAAACUUAGAUGAUUUCAUAACACCGUCUCAGGAAUGUAUAAAACCCGUAAAAAUCGAAACGACAAAGAGUGUAACAGGUGCAAAGAUUGUUAUCCAAGAUGAUGGAUCAUACUUGAAACAGGAUCCAGGUGGUGUUCUCCAAUCAUUAAAAAAAGUUGAGAUAUCCUUAACUGACUGUUUAGCUUGUUCGGGAUGUAUAACUUCAGCCGAAGGUGUUCUUGUCAGUCAACAGAGUCAAGAGGAAUUACUUAGAGUAUUUAAUUUAAACAAGGAGCUAGCACAAGCAGGAAAUUUAACAGAUGUUAAGAAAAUUGUCGUAUCAUUAGCAAUUCAACCAAUUUUAUCAUUAUCAGUUAAAUAUGGAUUAUCUGCAGAGGAUACGAUGUUAAGAUUAUCGGGAUAUUUUCGACAAUUAGGUGCCGAUAUGGUUUUGGAUAUGAAUAUUGCAGAUGAUUUUGCAUUACUCGAAAAUCAACAGGAAUUUAUUGAACGAUAUCGUAAUGCUGAAAAUGAUCAAGUUAAAAAUAUUAUACCAAUGCUUGCAUCUAGUUGUCCAGGUUGGGUCUGUUAUGCAGAAAAAACUCAUGGCAGUUAUAUUUUACCAUAUAUAUCAACCGUAAAAUCACCUCAACAAAUUAUGGGAUCAUUAGUUAAACAUAAUUUAGGAAUGAAUGCAUCAUCAGUAUAUCACGUGACUUUAAUGCCGUGCUAUGAUAAAAAAUUAGAAGCAGCACGUGAAGAUUUUUUCAAUACUGAAGCACAAACACGAGACGUUGAUUGUGUAAUAACUUCUAUCGAAUUGGAACAAAUGUUAGAUUCAGCCGGUUUAAAUUUAAAUCAAAUUGAACCAAAACCAUUAGAUUAUCCCUGGGGAAAAUCGGAUAAAGUAUGUAACGGUCAUGAAGGAUCAGGUUCUGGAGGUUAUGCAGAUCAUAUUUUUAAAUAUGCCACAAAAGAAUUAUUCCAACAGGAUAAUUGUGGGAAAUUAGAAUAUAGAAAUAUCAGAAAUCCUGAUUUUCGAGAAGUAACAUUAGAACAGAAUGGAGAAGUAUUAUUACGGUUUGCAAUUGCAAAUGGUUUUCGAAAUAUACAAAAUCUUGUACAAAAAUUAAAACGAGGGAAAUGUAAUUAUCAUUAUGUGGAAGUUAUGGCAUGCCCAUCAGGUUGCUUGAAUGGUGGAGCACAAAUUCGUCCACAAGGGGAACAACAAUCGUCCCAUGAAUUGGUUAAACAUUUAGAAAACUUAUACAAUGAUUUAGAAAAAUAUGAACCUAGUUCGAAUCAGAUUGUUAAAGAAUUAUACGCGUCAUGGCUGGGAGGCGCACAUUCUGAUAAAGCUAAAGUGAUGUUACGCACACAGUAUCAUGCGAUUGAGAAAAAUAAUAUAGCAUUAAAUAUUAAAUGGUAGCGGAGCGAAAAUGUAUUGUUAGUCUUUUAUGUUUUUUUUAUGUAAAAAAAUAAAUAAAUUAAUAUUUUAUUAAA
This is a messenger RNA of Chrysoperla carnea, 1556 nucleotides long. RefSeq names its product probable cytosolic Fe-S cluster assembly factor CPIJ010948. NCBI's taxonomy places the organism in Eukaryota, Metazoa, Arthropoda, Insecta, Neuroptera, Chrysopidae. Gene Ontology annotation, cellular component: cytosolic [4Fe-4S] assembly targeting complex. Gene Ontology annotation, biological process: iron-sulfur cluster assembly. The coding region runs from base 43 to 1482 and encodes 479 amino acids. Gene Ontology annotation, molecular function: 4 iron, 4 sulfur cluster binding. The record is from RefSeq and is a predicted model, not a curated record. The transcript has 8 exons.